UUAGAGAGAUUAUUAACAUAUGCUGAAAUCGACGUCACGCCUAGCAACUGGAAACGAAUGGUCCGUGGUGCUAUCAUCCUAGGUUCCAAACUAUGGGAUGACCAAGCAGUCUGGAAUGUAGACUACUGUCAAAUUCUAAGAGAAUUAACAGUAGAAGAUUUGAAUGAAUUGGAGCGACAGUUCCUAGAACUUCUUCAAUUCAACAUCAACGUGUCUGCCAGUGUAUAUGCUAAGUACUACUUUGACCUCCGAGAACUCGCUGACACCUACGAACAUGCCUUCCCACUCGAAUCACUCAGUACAGAAAGAGCCCUGAAACUAGAGAUUGUGUUCAUUUAA
This is a messenger RNA of Strongylocentrotus purpuratus (purple sea urchin), 339 nucleotides long. Its product is annotated as cyclin-Y-like protein 1. Gene Ontology annotation, biological process: regulation of canonical Wnt signaling pathway; regulation of protein kinase activity. The record is from RefSeq and is a predicted model, not a curated record. NCBI's taxonomy places the organism in Eukaryota, Metazoa, Echinodermata, Echinoidea, Camarodonta, Strongylocentrotidae. The annotation marks the transcript as partial. Gene Ontology annotation, molecular function: cyclin-dependent protein serine/threonine kinase activator activity. Gene Ontology annotation, cellular component: plasma membrane. The transcript is spliced from 3 exons.